CCCCAUUCACUCCCCCACCGCUUCUCUCUGCCUCAGGAGAGGCAGUUUCCCACUCGUGGUCAUAGAGUCCGAACAGGCGCUCGGUUAGUGCUUGGGGGUAUACAUUUUGUCAGACACUUUUUUUUUGGUCAGUUCACUCCCUCAAAGUUUGUCGUCACCUCGAAAAGCCCGCCCGGCUUUCAUUUUCUCCUCAGGACUACUGCAAGAAGAAGGGCCAUUUUAAAGACGUGCGUAUACUUUGUGUAGAGUCUGUAAAGGCUGAAGGCUGGAGACAUGGCAGACACAGACGCUAGUCCUGCUACCAACUGUGUGGAGAAACUGAAGACCUACGUACGGACCCGGAAAGGAACUAUUCUGGCUGUUGAAAUACUCCUGAGCUUUAUCAUUAUUAUCUGCUAUGCAGCAUCACUGUACGGGGGUUAUUCAGCAGUGGCUAUCUUCGAGAUGAUCUUUGCCAUCAUCUUCUUCGUCUUGUUUAUGAUGGAUUUCGACAAACAGUUGCAGUUCAUCAACUGGCCCUGGACUGACUUGUUCCGUGCCGGGAUUGGUGCACUGUUGUACAUCAUCACCUCCCUGGUCUGUGUGAUUGGUGGAGCAGGUGAUGGAGCGCGUAUCGCAGGCGGGGUGUUUGGCUUAAUUGCUGGCAUCCUAUUUGGUUAUGAUGCCUACACUGUUUUUCUGGAUAUCAAGAGCACUAGAGGACAUAAUCCUGCUUCUACAGAUGACAGAGUUUGAACACUAUUAUUUGCAUCUUGACAGCAACAGCAUCGCAAGGAAACACUCGAAAACAAAAGAUUGAAGAAUGGCAAGCUAAGAAUUUCGGUCAUGAUAAGAUAGAUUGAAUGUUUUGGAGAUGUAAACACUGCAAAAUGAAAAUAUUACAAGAAAUAACCACAAAGGAAUCUGUGGAAUGUCAAGGAGCCCACUAAAUAAGGCUGCAUCUGUAAUGAUUAGUGCUCAGUCAAAGCCACCUUGAGUAACAGGAGAAGCUGCUGUCUGUCAUGUUGGCUAAAAACCUUACAGCAAAAAAACUGAGUUAUGUUGGUGGUGGUGUAAAGGCUUCUGUUGAUGUCAGGCAGAGAUCAUUGGAAAUUAAGGAAAGAAUGAGAUUGCCUAGAAUGAUUUAACUAGUUGAACGGUCUCUGCUGGGCCUGUUUUACCAUGACAACAUAUUGUCUAGUAAUUAAGGGACUAUCACAUGAAGAAAGGGAGCUGACAAGCCUUGGUUCAGUUUAAGCUGGUGCUAUUUUUGAGCUUAAUUAAACGGCAAACUAUGCUCACGCUUGGAAGCAACUUGGGUGUAAAAUUUUAUUCAUGGUAGAUAACAAGAGCUUUGAUAACUAUUGAUUAUUGUUGAUGAAAAUGAAGCUGAAAUACUAUAAUGGUAGGAGUUUGUGUAUUUUUUUUAAUAAGUUAAUAUCUUGAUUAUCUGUUGCCAUAGUAACCUCUUACCUCAACGGCUACUCUGUUAAAUGUAAUUUGGAGUCAAAUCUGAGCACCAGAAGGUUCUAAGCGCAUAUUCACCAGAGCCACUGCAGGACAGAAGUCUAAUAAACGAUAACAAUACCCCAAAAAACAGCAUAUAUUAUCAAACUGGUCUAAUUUACGAGCAACAUUCUGUAUUUUGCAUUUAUUCCUCAUUCAGAGGUUCAUAUAUUUUGUAAUAUUGGCAUGCUACAUCUUCUCCAUUUUGCAUCAUAAAAUUUGUGCUUGGAUAACUGAAUAACUGACCAAGGUCAUGACGAUGGAACAAAGAUGGAUGUAGAACACCAUGUAUAUAACUAGUAAUGUUCACCAUAGACUUACAGUAAUGAAGCCUUACUUAACCCUUGUGUAGUGUUCAUGUUUUUGUUACUCAGUGGUCUGGUGGACCCACUGCAUUAUUGUUUUUUAAAUCAGUACAGCCAUAACAAUUUAUGUAAAAAUAGCAGAUAAAAUAUCACAAGUGGCCAGCGUAGGGUUCUCCUUCAGUAGCUGUAGCCAGUCAGCCUGAACACCACGUGUGAUAUAAAUGUGUAGUUAUUUUAUAUGUUCUUCACAGAAAAUCCCACAGACCCCAACACCACACAAGGUAUUAGUAAAUAAUGCUCCUAUAGGAAUUAUGUUAUGUAAUGUACACGUUACUGUAUUCAGAGAAGGAACGCUCAUUGAUGUUGCCAUUGUGUUGUAACAGUUGCUUUGUGAUCAGGCCCUACUUGUUAUUGUGUCGUUUAGACAGAGAUUUUUUUCUUCACUCACACAGCCCACACUGCGUUAGGAGCACCAUUGUUUUCUAUGUGUAACGUGUGUUGAUGAAGUCAUUGUACCUAACCUACAGAGCCGAGGUGUGCCGUGCUUUGAUUCCUGCAGUAAUAUCACUCACUGCUUUCUGUACAGCCUCCUGGAAAUUUAUAGUAGACUACUUUAGUUUAAUUAGUUUGCCUUAUUCUAAAACCAUUGUCUCAGCUAAGCCAUGUCUCUGAUUUUUUUUUCUGUCAAUAAUUACAGUCUCAGGAUAUUUUUCAGAUAUAUUUUAGACCACGUCUGAGAGUUUCUUGCAUUUUUUUUAUGUUCAUCCUUGAAAAAUAAUGCAGUCCAAAGAAGCUCUGCAGUAUUUUCAUUCUUUUCACUUUUCUAAUGUAACUGUGGUUUUAUUGUUUUUUUUUCAUGAUGCAAUGUGCUUUAAAAAUGUGUUGUAACCACGUGAAUAUUUGCGUGGGUGCGACCAAUAAAAACUUGAUAUAUUUAAACAA
This is a messenger RNA of Colossoma macropomum (tambaqui), 2732 nucleotides long. It is a transcript of the gene plp2, whose product is annotated as proteolipid protein 2. The coding region runs from base 274 to 735 and encodes 153 amino acids. The transcript has 5 exons. The record is from RefSeq and is a predicted model, not a curated record. Gene Ontology annotation, cellular component: membrane. Lineage: Eukaryota; Metazoa; Chordata; Actinopteri; Characiformes; Serrasalmidae.